UUCUGGCUGUCGGGUUGAGGUGGCGAAAGCGUUGAUUAAUCUUCAUUGUUCAUCCGAAGGUACGAUGAAACGCCGGAGGAUUCAGAGCCUCGUCAAGACUGGGGCCAGGCCUACGGACCUUCCGAAGCCGCCCGUGCCGAAGGGGGCUGCUUCGACAGCCGAUGUUUUGAAGGACUCGGCUCCGGCGCCGAAGGACGCACCGCCUGUUCUUGCUGUGAACAUCGAGGAGGGGGAGAUCUUGGUCGGUGAGACGCUGAUGGCGCUCAGGGGUGGAGAGGCUCGUGGAGGUUCCUCUGUUCCUCCUUCGGACAAAGAGGUGGAGGCUUUGGAGGGGAUGACCUUCGACGAGUCUGCUGUAUCGGCGUCGAUGCAGCAGCUCUUGGCCGUGAUGCAUGGUCCUGGCGCUACUGGGAUUCUCCCUCCCGAAAAAGGAUGUAAUGCAGCCGUUGCAGAGGCGUCUACCUCCGACGCUGCUUUCAUCGUAGCUGAGCUGAGCAAGAAGCUUGCCCACGCCAGCCGAGCUUUGAUGCAGAAGGCCAAAGCGGAUGCUGACCUUCGGGCGGCGAGUGCCGCCGAAAGACUGGGUUUGACUGACAAGCUCCGGCAGGCUGAGGCUGAAAUUCUCGUUCUGAAGGACGAGAACCAGCAACUGAAAGCCAGGUGUUCGAGGCUAGAGUCUGUUGCUUCAGAUAACGAGAAGGUUCUGGAGAGCCUUCGAAGGACCGUGGAGGGGGAUGCAAACGAGAAAGCUGAACUUAAGAGUAGGAUCUCCGAGCUGGAGUGGGUUCUUGCUAAAUUGACUGAACUCGAGUGGGUUUUACCCGAGGUUGCCAGACGAGCUGAAGGGGUUUACCAGGAGUACAAGAAGGCUCUUUCUGCCCUUGGCGCGGAGCCUUUGCCCUUGCCUGAGCCAGUCGAAGGUCCUCAAGUUUUCUUCCUACUUUUGGAUUGGCUGCUGUCCGAGUUUGAAGGCCUCGGUGAGGUGAUGAGCAUUGCUAAUGACAACGCGGCCUCUGUCUCCUUCGAGGGACUUGUUUGAAAUCUUCUUCGUGCCGGCGCAGUUGACCUUGCCCGACUCGAUGAUUUUCAGUAUGUACCCUACGAAGGUUUGGCAGCGGAGGUGGGAAGAAUUCAAGAGGUGAAGGCUGCGUUUUUUUGAGCGUUUUUGGGAAUCUUCUGGCAAAGUUGUCGUUCGGACUCUGGCUGCCGCAGCUGCUGGGGUAGGGAGGCGACUCCUGAUCGGCCUUCGGGGAUCGACGGGACACCCGAGGACAGCAGGACUCCUUCAAGACGCGAUGGGAACGUAUCGCCGAGGGCUCAGGUCUAAAGAUUGGCUUGUGGGGAAUUGUUUUGAGGACUUGGAAAUUUUUGUAAAUAUUCCCAUACUGCAGGAUGCAAACAGUGCUAGGGUGUUGAUGAGCUGGGAGGCUUUCAGCCUUGCUCAUCCUGGAUGCAGCGUUGCAGAGUACUUAUGCUGGUCCGGUCGUGAUUCGUUGUAACUUUUGUUUUGUUGUCUGAACGCUAGCUUCGCGAAGCUUUUCAAAGUGUAUAAUAUUCAUUCUGUGCGUAUCCUUCGAUUUGUCCUUCUGGAAGCAAUCUUUGAGAUGUUUUGUUCUUA
This is a messenger RNA of Panicum virgatum (switchgrass), 1618 nucleotides long. RefSeq lists its product as uncharacterized. Bases 65 to 1039 code for a protein of 324 amino acids. The record is from RefSeq and is a predicted model, not a curated record. The transcript has 4 exons. NCBI's taxonomy places the organism in Eukaryota, Viridiplantae, Streptophyta, Magnoliopsida, Poales, Poaceae.